Molecule: messenger RNA, 360 nt
Organism: Centruroides sculpturatus (bark scorpion)
Lineage: Eukaryota; Metazoa; Arthropoda; Arachnida; Scorpiones; Buthidae
Product: tyrosine-protein kinase Src64B-like
Exons: 3
Coding region: 1-360 (119 amino acids)
Biological process (GO): protein phosphorylation; positive regulation of kinase activity; multicellular organism development
Cellular component (GO): signaling receptor complex
Molecular function (GO): ATP binding; transmembrane receptor protein tyrosine kinase activity
Source: RefSeq, a predicted model, not a curated record
AUGACGCCAAACGGUGCCAAGUUCCCCAUCAAGUGGACUGCACCGGAAGCGGCCCUGUAUGGUAAGUUCUCCAUCAAGUCAGACAUCUGGUCCUAUGGCAUCCUCCUGUAUGAGCUGGUCACCCAUGGACAGGUUCCAUAUCCAGGCAUGCACAACAGAGAAGUGAUCGAACAGGUAGAAAGAGGAUACAGGAUGCCCAAGCCCAACAACUGUGAGUGUCCGGACUCUGUCUAUGCGGUCAUGCUGCAGUGUUGGGACGGAGAUCCGGAAAAGCGACCCACCUUUGAAUUCCUCUUUGGACACUUCGACGACUAUUUUGUCUCCACCGAACCCAGUUACCGGGAUGCCGAAGAGUUCUGA